Molecule: messenger RNA, 621 nt
Organism: Phaeodactylum tricornutum CCAP 1055/1
Lineage: Eukaryota; Bacillariophyta; Bacillariophyceae; Surirellales; Neidiaceae
Gene: Lhcf17
Product: protein fucoxanthin chlorophyll a/c protein
Exons: 2
Coding region: 1-621 (206 amino acids)
Biological process (GO): photosynthesis, light harvesting in photosystem I; response to light stimulus
Cellular component (GO): membrane
Source: RefSeq, a predicted model, not a curated record
AUGAUGCGAUUGCUUACGGCUCUACUGGUAUCGGCAGCCUCGGUCGCGGCCUUUGCUCCGCAAACCUCCGUCAAGAAGUCGUCGUCGACCUUGAACGCCGUCGCCCCGGAAAAGGAAAUUGGGGUUUUGCCACCGAUUGGAUUCUUUGAUCCUCUCGGAUUCACGACGCGGGGUCCCUACGGUUCGCGCGAAGAAAACUUUCGCCACUACCGCGGGGUCGAAGUCAAGCACGGCCGCAUUGCCAUGGCCGCAACUUUGGGAACACUGGUGCAGCAGAACUACCGCUUUGAGGGAUUCUUGUCGCCGUCGGCCAAUCUCGAAUUCGCCGAAGUCCCCAACGGCCUCGCCGCCUUGGAUGUCGUCCCCCUCGCUGGAUGGGUGCAAAUGGCCGUCGUAAUUGGAGCCCACGAGUUUCUCGUCAAGGAACGUCCCGGACGAAAGCCUGGUGAUUUUGGUACCGGAUACUUUGGCGUGGCCCUUGAUGACCAGUCGGCCAAGCAAUUGCGAUUGUUGAACGUGGAAGUCAGCAACGGACGACUCGCCAUGUUGGGAAUUUUGGGCAUGUUUGCUUCCGAAAUCAUUCAUGGUGAAGCCUUGUUUGAAACCAAGAUCUUUUCUUAA